AUGAAAUGCUUGACAGGCCCAAUUCAGAUACGCACCAAGUCGAUCUCGCUCGAGCAGGACAAGGAAAACAUACCACCAACAAAAGCUGGCAGACUCAGUGCCAAUUCGCCAGCAGCCCUCGACCGUCUCAUCAAACCCUUCAAGUGUCCCGGUUCAGCCAACUCGCGCAAGUCCAAUGGCGAACCAGCCAGAAAGAGAAGAAAAGUCAAUUACGCUGAAGUGGACGGUGGGGGGGUAGACACCAGUGGUGGUUUCACACUCGAUGAAGAUGCUGCAGCCCUCAAAGACCGAUUCCCAGUCUUCAAGGUCAAGGACAAAGAGUCGACAUUUCGGGCUCGAUUCUCCAUCCCUUUGAUCAACAAGAAUGCUUUCGACCCGUCACGACCAGCGCCCAGUCUGGGAAUGCGUCGAGGUAAUGGUUUCGUCAACAAACCUCUACAUGACCCCAGUGGAGAAUUCGCAAUCGUUCUAUACGACCCGACGAUAGAUGAGAAGCCGGAGGAGAAGCCUCAAGAUAAAAGGGACGAAGAGAGACCGAAGCUCGACACACCUCUUAUGCACAAAAGCCUGGCGGAAAUCCUUGGUAUCAAGAAACAAGUCGAAGGCGAGAGACCCAAGGUGCCCGUGGUCAUCGAUCCAAGGCUAGCCAAAGUACUGCGGCCGCAUCAAGUAGAAGGGGUCAAAUUUCUGUACAGGUGCACGACAGGUCUUGUUGAUGAGAAGGCUAAAGGCUGCAUCAUGGCUGAUGAAAUGGGCUUGGGAAAGACUCUGCAAUGUAUCACUCUCAUGUGGACAUUACUUAAGCAAUCUUCGGAGGCUGGCAAAUCCACGAUCCAGAAAUGUGUCAUUGCAUGCCCCGCCAGUUUGGUCAAGAACUGGGCAAAUGAGCUUGUCAAAUGGCUUGGUGAAGGCGCUAUCCACCCAUUCGCCAUUGAUGGAAAGGCAAGUAAAGAAGAGCUCACGAUGCAACUGAAACAAUGGGCAAUGGCCACCGGCAGAGGUAUUGCGAGACCCGUCUUGAUCGUGUCUUAUGAAUCUCUGAGGUUGAAUAUCGAAGAGCUCAAGGACGUCAAGAUCGGGUUGAUGCUGUGUGAUGAAGGACACCGCUUGAAGAACGCCGAAAGCGAGACGUAUAUGGCGUUAACCGGACUGAAUGUCGACCGACGGGUCAUUCUGUCAGGGACACCUAUCCAGAAUGAUCUCACUGAGUACUAUGCCUUGCUGGACUUUGCGAACCCAGGUUACCUAGGGACCAAGGCAGACUUCCGGAAGAAGUUUGAACUGCCGAUUCUUCGCGGUCGCGAUGCUGCGGGAUCAGACGCGGACAAGCAAAAGGGUGAAGAGGCCAAUGCCGAGUUGGGGUCUCUGGUCAAGAAAUUCAUUAUUCGAAGAACGAACGACAUCCUCUCCAAAUACUUACCUGUCAAGUAUGAACAUGUGGUGUUCUGCAAUCUUGCGCCGUUCCAGAGGGAUCUCUACAAUCACUUCAUUCAAAGUCCCGACAUCAAGAGUUUGUUAAGAGGCAAGGGGAGCCAACCGCUGAAAGCAAUUGGGAUCCUCAAGAAGCUGUGCAAUCAUCCCGAUCUUUUGGACCUUGAGAAAGACCUUCCAGGAAGUGAGAAGUUUUGGCCUGAUGACUAUGUCCCCAAAGAAGCCCGGGGUCGCGAUCGCGAUGUCAAAUCGUGGCACUCUGGCAAAUUUGCCGUCCUGGAGCGUAUGCUGGCUCGGAUCCGGCAAGACACAAACGACAAAAUCGUGCUCAUCAGCAACUAUACUCAGACUUUGGAUGUUUUUGAGAAGCUCUGCCGUGCGCGCAGUUACGGAUGUCUUCGGCUUGACGGCACCAUGAAUGUCAACAAACGACAGAAACUCGUGGACAAGUUCAACGAUCCCAACGGCGAAGAAUUUGUCUUUUUGUUGAGUAGUAAGGCAGGUGGCUGUGGCAUCAACUUGAUUGGUGCCAAUCGUCUUGUCCUGUUCGAUCCAGAUUGGAAUCCGGCUGCAGACCAGCAGGCUCUUGCCCGGGUGUGGCGUGAUGGUCAGAAGAAAGAUUGCUUCGUGUACAGGUUCAUGGGAACAGGCACAAUCGAAGAAAAGAUUUUCCAGCGCCAAUCGCACAAGCAGGCUCUUUCGUCGACAGUGGUAGACUCGGCGGAAGAUGUCGAGCGACAUUUCACCCUCGACUCUCUUCGAGAGCUAUUCCAGUUCAAACCGGAUACCAAGAGCGAUACCCAUGACACGUUUAAAUGCAAACGGUGCAAGCCUGAUGGCACGCAACAAAUCAAGGCGCCAGCUAUGCUUUACGGUGACACGAGCUCUUGGAACCAUUUCGUCAACUCCGGGGAGAAGGGACCACUCGGCAAGAUCCAAGACCUCUUGCUUCGACAAGAGGCGUCGGAAGAGGCCGUGAGUGCUGUGUUCCAGUACAUCAGUCACUAA
Cladophialophora immunda is the source of this 2439-nucleotide messenger RNA. RefSeq lists its product as uncharacterized. Gene Ontology annotation, cellular component: nucleus. The transcript has 2 exons. The record is from RefSeq and is a predicted model, not a curated record. NCBI's taxonomy places the organism in Eukaryota, Fungi, Ascomycota, Eurotiomycetes, Chaetothyriales, Herpotrichiellaceae. Gene Ontology annotation, biological process: double-strand break repair via synthesis-dependent strand annealing; reciprocal meiotic recombination. The coding region runs from base 1 to 2439 and encodes 812 amino acids. Gene Ontology annotation, molecular function: ATP binding; ATP-dependent chromatin remodeler activity; hydrolase activity, acting on acid anhydrides.